Molecule: messenger RNA, 755 nt
Organism: Vigna radiata var. radiata (mung bean)
Lineage: Eukaryota; Viridiplantae; Streptophyta; Magnoliopsida; Fabales; Fabaceae
Product: 60S ribosomal protein L22-2
Exons: 3
Coding region: 188-562 (124 amino acids)
Biological process (GO): cytoplasmic translation
Cellular component (GO): ribosome
Molecular function (GO): structural constituent of ribosome; RNA binding
Source: RefSeq, a predicted model, not a curated record
ACACAAAACGCAGCGUUUCAUGUUAGAGGAAAACCAAUGCAUGUUUGCAGUUCUGGAUCCAUCAUAUAAAAACUGAAAUCCAAACCCUAAAUAUCCAUCGCGGUUCUCAUCUCUUCCCAAUCCUAACCUCACCGCCGCAUCUUCACGUCUCUCAUAGGAGGUGCGUACAAUAUAACAGAGAGGAAAAAUGAGUCGAGGAAGUGCAGCAGGAGCGAAGGGGAAGAAGAAGGGGGCGACAUUCACCAUUGACUGUGCAAAGCCAGUGGAAGACAAGAUCAUGGACAUUGCUUCUCUCGAGAAGUUUCUUCAAGAGAGGAUCAAGGUCGGUGGCAAGGCUGGUGCUCUUGGUGACUCUGUUACUGUUACCCGCGAGAAGACCAAGAUCAUUGUCACCUCUGACAGUAACUUCUCCAAAAGGUAUCUGAAGUACUUGACUAAGAAGUACUUGAAGAAACACAAUGUGCGAGACUGGCUCAGAGUGAUUGCUUCGAACAAGGAUAGAAAUGUUUAUGAAUUGAGGUACUUCAACAUUGCUGAGAAUGAGGGUGAGGAGGAAGAUUAGUUGUCUGAUAGCACCUUAUUUCUCUGAGUGUUUUGUUUACACUUUUCUUAUAGCUAGCUUCCUUUUUGGCAAGGAUUGCUUGAUAUAACCGUACUUUGUUUUGAUCAGUUGCAAUUUAACAUUUUUUAUCCUUUAAGAAUUUUUGUAUUUUUAAUGUUAGAUGGGAAUGGAGUUUGCAUAUUAUUCUGUUUUG